GGAUGUCGUCUUCGCUGAAUGAAAAGGACGAGUACGACACCGCACAGGCCGUUCUGUCCCUCCAAGACCUCCGCAUCUAUCACGAGAAGGCCGCGGGGCGUCUCGUUAUAGACCCUGGGAAGGCUCGGAUUGAGUUUGGCGACCAUGUCAUGGAGAGCCUGAAGAUCUCCGUUGACGGGACUAAGGUCCUCUGGCCGCAGCCGUUUGACGACUCCCGAGAUCCCCAGAACUGGAGCGAUAGACAGAAGAACCUGCAGCUGGCCAUCGCCACGCUCGCUGCCGUCUCACCGGAUUUCAACGUGGGGAUAGGCAUAGCUGGGUUGCAAGACAUUGCCAAAACAUACGGAGUCUCCACCGAGAAGAUCACCAGCUUCACGACUUCAUGGGCCGUGUUCCUGCUCGGCUGGGGCGGCAUCGUCGCUGUAGUGCUCAUGCAGCGCGUCGGCCGCCUGCCCGUGCUCUUCUGGUCGCAGCUUCUCGCCCUCGGCUUUCUCAUCGGCUGUGCGCUCGCACCGGACCUCGCGACGUUCGCGGCGAUGCGGUUUCUGACGUCCGUGUUCUCUGGGGUCCCGCAGGUAACAGGCCUGUACAUCGUCAGCGACAUUUUCCCGUUCCACCUCCAGGCCCACAAGCUGAACGUGUGGGUGAUGGGCUUCAUCAUCUCGCCGUUCUUCCCGCCGUUUGCCUUGGGCUACCUCGUUCCCCGAGCCAGCUUCCGGUGGGCGUACGGCGUCGGCGUGAUCUACAACGGCAUCGUCGUGCUGCUGAUCGCGCUGUUCGGCCGCGAGACCCUGUUCGACAGACGCGACCCCACGGCGUACGAGCACGUCCCGACCGACACGCUCGCGAACCGCGCCAGGACCCUCGUGGGCCUCACCGGCGCGCGGCUCGCGCGGUUCCGCACGCCGUGGCGCGAGCUCGCGCUGUACCCGCUCCGGCUCGUCUGGCGGCCGCACCUGCUGAGCAUCAUGGUGUACGAGGGGCUCCUCUUCGGCUUCAGCAUCGGCAUGAACCUCACGAACUCGCUCUUCCUCGGCCUGCCGCCCCCGCUGGGGUACGGCUACAGCCAGGACGCGAUCGCGACGAUCUACCUCACACCCGUCGUCGCCGUCGUGCUCGGGCAGGUGCUCGGGCACUACCUGAACGACUUCAUCGUCACGCGCGCGAUACGGCGCAACCGGGGUGUGUACGAGGCAGAGUCCCGGCUGUGGACGUGCGUCGUCGCGCUGCCGAUCUACGUCGUCGGUCUCGUCGUCUCGGGCGCGGCGUUCCAGGCCAAGCUCUCCGUCGGCGCGGUCGUGAUGGGCUGGGGCAUCCGCGAGGUCGCGGUGAUGAUCAACACCGUCGCCGUCUAUACGUACGCAAACGACUGCUUCCCGCGCUACCCGGGCGAGAUCAGCGGACUGCUGAACCUGUUCCGCACGCUCGGCGGGUUCGCGAUGCCGUACUUCCAGACCACCUGGGCGCGCGAGCAUGGCGCGCUGCAGGUCUUUGGCUGCGAGGCCGCGAUCGUCGCUGGGAUGUUCUUCAUGAUCGUGCCUGUCGUGUACCACCUGGGGCCCAAGUUGCGGGCAAGGUAUUCAAUGUGAUCUCUACGAGGUCUCGUUCGCUCUCUCUCUCUUUCUCUUUGGUCUACACUUCUACAAUACACACACACGCACGCACGCACGCACAAUCACAACCUCGUGACACACCAGAUAAGCUGAUAGAACGCGACGCCACGCUCUAUGACAAGGUCAUCCCGCGCCUGCUCGACGACCCGAGCCUCGACGCGCACCGUGCCCCGCGCGAAGACGCCCCCGUCCCAGAGCGCACCCCAGCUCUCCGCGCUGUGGCAGAACAUGCGGUUCCCGAGGUAGCCUGGCGCGGGCGGCGGCGCCUCGGUGCGGAAGCCGCGCGCGGGGCGGCUCACGUGCGUCCCGAAGAGCAUCGCGCCCCGCACCGGCGCGAGCAGCGCCCCGAGCGCACGCGCGACCGCCGCCUGGUUCGCCUCGCUGAAGAGGUGGAAGAAGUUCGAGGCGUGCACCGCGUGCAGCCGCCCCGCGAGCGGCGCGAGCGUGUGCAGCGCGCGCAGGUCUGUGUGCGGCGGCGUCGGCGGCGCGGGGCCGUAUGUGAUGGGCGAGGAGCCUAUGAAGGUGCUGUCGAGGACGUCGCCCGCGAGGAAGGGCACGGGGAACGUCGCGGGGUCUGUCCCGAAGAGCUUGUGCCCGAUGUCCCAGAAUUCUGCGGCGAGUGGGGGGGUCAGCGACGGGAGCGUGGGGUGAUAUGGUGUCAUGCACCUGGCCGCAGGUCGGAUGCUAUGAU
Phanerochaete carnosa HHB-10118-sp is the source of this 2304-nucleotide messenger RNA. RefSeq lists its product as uncharacterized. The record is from RefSeq and is a predicted model, not a curated record. Lineage: Eukaryota; Fungi; Basidiomycota; Agaricomycetes; Polyporales; Phanerochaetaceae. Gene Ontology annotation, molecular function: transmembrane transporter activity. The transcript is spliced from 13 exons. Gene Ontology annotation, biological process: transmembrane transport. The annotation marks the transcript as partial.